Molecule: messenger RNA, 2322 nt
Organism: Branchiostoma belcheri (Belcher's lancelet)
Lineage: Eukaryota; Metazoa; Chordata; Leptocardii; Amphioxiformes; Branchiostomatidae
Product: asparagine synthetase [glutamine-hydrolyzing]-like
Exons: 13
Coding region: 159-1853 (564 amino acids)
Cellular component (GO): cytosol
Molecular function (GO): asparagine synthase (glutamine-hydrolyzing) activity
Source: RefSeq, a predicted model, not a curated record
GUCCUACAAGGUUUUCCCAGACAACAUUUGCGUUGUAGGAAAUCUAGUGGACUGACACACAUUUCAUGUAGGUGGGUCAAUACGCUUUUUCUUCAAAACGCCUUGACCGCGCAAACGCUACUAGGGAAGGACUUGCAACUGGCACUCCAAGGUGCAACAUGUGUGGUAUAUGGGCGAUAUUCGGCAGUGAUGAGGAUGUGUCCAAGCAGUGCGUCAGCGCGCUCAGUAUCGGACACCGCGGGCCCGACUGUUUCCGUCUGGAGAACAUCAACCACUUCAAGAACUGCUGCUUCGGCUUCCAUCGAUUGGCCAUCGUGGGAGACAUGUUUGGCAUGCAGCCAAUGAGAGUCCACAGAUAUCCCCAAAUAUGGCUGUGCUUCAACGGAGAAAUCUACAACUACAGAAGGAUAGCCGAGCAGUUUGGGUUCAACUAUGAGACAGGCUGUGACGGUGAGGCCAUCAUCAGUCUCUACAUGCACGGUGGGAUCGAGUUCGCUGCCAAACACCUGGAUGGGGUCUUUGCUUUUAUUCUCCUGGACACACAACAGAAGAGGGUGUACCUUGGACGGGAUACCUACGGAGUGCGUCCCAUGUUCCGCCUGCUGAAGGAUGAUGGCUUUCUGGCCGUCUGCUCAGAGGCUAAGGGGUUGAUGGGAGUGAGUCAUGACAAUGACGACAACAAAGUUGACAUUGAGCCGUUUCCGCCGGGUCACUUUGAGGCGUACGACCUCAGUCCCAACGGCAAGGUCACCCUGAGGGAACGUGCCAGGUUCCACAAGAUUGGAGACAUGCCCAAGUACGACGCUCUCGUGAAACCACAGGGUAAGUUUCAACUUUAUAAAAAGGAAGACAUUUAUACCAACAUCCGAGUUCUCCUGGAAGGAGCUGUGAAGAAGCGACUGCUCGGAGGCCGAAGGAUCGGGUGUCUGCUAUCAGGUGGUCUGGACUCCAGUCUGAUCUCUGCACUUCUGCUGAAACAUGCUAAGAAGUCCGGCAUCGUCUACCCUGUCCAGACUUAUGCUGUGGGAAUGGGGGGCAGUCCUGAUGUCUUGGCUGCCAGGACGGUUGCGAAGUACAUCGGCAGUGAGCACCAUGAAGUGUCCUUUACCCCAGAGGAGGGGAUUCAGGCCAUCGAGGACGUCAUCUACAAUCUGGAGAGCUAUGACGUCAUCACCAUCCGGGCAUCUGUAGCUAUGUACCUGGUGUCUCAGUACAUCCGCACGAAGACAGACUCUGUCGUCAUUUUCUCCGGGGAGGGAUCUGACGAACUCGCUCAAGGGUACAUCCACUUCAACAAGGCUCCGUCUGCAGAUGAAGCAGAUGUGGAGAGCCGACGGUUGCUGAAAGACCUCUACAUGUACGACGUCUUGAGGGCGGACAGAAUGCCAAGUGCUCAUGGCCUGGAGCUGCGUGUGCCCUUCCUGGACCACAUGUUCACCGGUUACUACCUGUCCCUACCGGCCGAGUUGAGACGAGCCAAGGACGGGAUUGAGAAGUACACCCUGCGGAAGGCGUUUGACGGAACGGGCCUCCUGCCCGAUGAGAUCUUGUGGCGCCCGAAGGAGGGAUUCAGCGACGGUGUGUUAUCGGUGAAGACAUCGUGGCAAGAAACCCUCAAGGAGUAUGUGGAAGAACAGGUUAGCGAUGAGAUGAUGGAAGACGCCCCCAAGACGUUCCCGUUUAACCCUCCACGUACCAAGGAGGCUUACUACUUCCGCCAGAUCUUCGAGAAACACUUCCCCGGCAAGUCCAAGUGGAUCCCUUACUACUGGAUGCCGCGGUGGAGCAAAACCGACGACCCCUCCGCUCGCACACUCAAACACUACAAGCCGUACUCGGCUUAUCCAGCCUAAGAGACACCUACCAGUUUUUGCAUUAUCAGAGGAAAUAAUCUUUAACUAGUCAGCCAUUAUAUUAACAUAAUUUGGCAGGAGGUCUUGAACUCUAACUAUACUACGGAAAGUAAAAUGUAUGUUUUCUGUACUAUUAACACUAUUUAAACUCUUGCAUAAAGAUAAAGAAACACAAUCACAUUGAUUUUAAAAUGGCAUAAAAUAAAGAUCUGUUAAUUUCUUUCUGGAAUGCCAACAUCUCAAUCCUGUUAAGCUGUUGAGAAAAUAAUAUCUAUAAUGUUAACAGAAAGAUGAAUUGAUGUUUAACAAACAAAAACUACUUGUGUAUGAGACGCUGAAGGGAACUGGCCUGCAAUGUGACUUUGAGUAAGCGCCAAAGGCCAAGAGUUUGUUGAAUAAAUUAAAUAAUUCACACCUCUGUAACAGAACAUUGUUAUUUUUAAAAUGUUUUAUUCAAUAUCUGAUCACA